Molecule: messenger RNA, 429 nt
Organism: Thelazia callipaeda (thelaziosis nematode)
Lineage: Eukaryota; Metazoa; Nematoda; Chromadorea; Rhabditida; Thelaziidae
Source: the annotation of a GenBank genome assembly
AUGAAUAUGCAAAUAUCUGUGGUAAUUGAUGAUGAUAAAGGUGAAGAUACGAAAGGAAGCAAUGUCACAAAACAUGAAGGCAAAGAAGAUCACGAUAACAAGAAAGAUGAUAACAGCGGUGAUAUUUUAAAAGAUGAGCAGCACGGUAAAGAUAGUCAUGAAGGGAAGAACAAGAGCGUAGAAGUUGGACAUGAAAAGGAUUCUAGCAAAGAAGAUAAUGAGAAGGAGAGCCAUAAAAAGGAAGGUCAUGCAGAAGGCCAUCAUGGCAAAGAUGACCAGAACAAGGAUCAUCAUAGUGAAAAUGAUCAUGAAAAAAAGGAUGAUCACAAGAGUCAUAGAAAGGAAAAUCAUGAAAAACAAAGUCAUGAAAAGGAUGUAAAAAAUGAAUCCGACAAUAAAGAAGACAAAGUGGUAAAGCAAUGUUUUUAG